UUUCGCAACGCCAUUCAUUUCAGAACACAACAUAUCUAGUUGUUGAUCUGUUGGGCAAGGCGUGAGAUUUCCGACAGCUCCGUUGAAAACUGAAUAGCUGGGAUCCAAGGAAUACGUGACUCCCAAUUUGUGCCAUCAUUCGUUCUUUUGUUUAUAACACGAACAUCUAAGGUUUGCUGGCACCACCACCAUAUCCUCCUUACACAACACAAGACGCCGCCUCGUCGAAUCUACCACAUUGCUUAGCCAGCACGUAUGCAGUCCUGUGUGGAAGAGUUCAAGUCCCUCUUCUCAUCCCUAUGCCAAACGUUCGAGGCGGUGGAGACUAUUCUCAACCAUGAUACUCAUCACUUCAACCCCUGCACCAAGAUAUACGAUCCCAGUCAGAGAAGUUGCUAUAGGGAAAGCGUACACCGAAUUAAGGAUAUUGACGAGGAAGUUCUGAAUUAUCUCGAUUCCAUGGAGGAGCGCAUCUCUGGUCUACGGAGUCGCUUGCGUAUCCAUCACGCCAGGGCAACGUUUUCCUUAGCCCCAAUCUCAUGUCUUCCCCUUGAUAUCCUCCCCAUUAUCUUUCGCAUGGUAGUCCCUGACCGCCCUUAUCAAGGUUGCAUCCGAGAUGUCAUGCAUCUUUCCCAGGUCUGCACGGUAUGGCGCCAGGUCGCAUUUUCCAUCAAGGAUUUGUGGAGAAACAUACAUAUUCCGCUUUCUCGCGUGAAUCAUCUUGGGGAAUAUCUUCUCCGAUCCGGAGAGAGACCACUGCAUCUGGACAUAUACCAACGGGACGUUGAUCUCGACAAGAUAGCGCCUCUCCGUCCGCUUUUUGAUGAGUUCGGUGUCUGGGGUCGAAUAAAAUCCUUCAAGAUUCCAUACGAUAUCCUCCUUCAGUAUUUGGCUGAGACGGGUGGGAUUCCUCCGUCAACACCAGCGCUUCAGUCGUUAACCAUCCAUCCAACUCCCAUUUCCGAGAAUCCGUCGUAUCAAGAACUUCUGCCUUGUUAUGCUCAGUCUGUGCAACAAUAUGAAUGUUUCGACGCGCCUUUGCUCCAUCAGCUUACACUAGGAAAUCUUGACGGGAGUCUAGGCGCUCCUAAGUUCCCUCAUUUGCGUUCUCUCAUACUCGAAGGCUAUAUCACGAUUAACUUCCAUGGUCUGCAUUCCACGCUCGACCGGCACAGAUACACUCUGGAGACCCUGACCAUUCACAGUUUAUCGACCGAUUUUCUUGUUAUCGAAUCGGAUUUUAGCCUCAUAUCGGUUCCCCACCUACAUACAUUGGUGCUUCAUCGUCUAACGCCCCAGUUUGCGACCACCAUACUCACGGCAUUGCGUGCACCCGCACUGCGUAGCCUAAAAAUACAUCCGCAAGUCACCCCCUGGCUUGGUGGCCUACAAGCAGAUCCUUUUAUUGGGCGAAAUGGACCGCUCUUUUCCCGCCUUCGAGGAUUCGAGCCAAUUCUGGCUGAGCUUAUUCGUGUGCUGAACUUACAACAAGGCGUAACCGAGACUCGCUACUUGCUCAAUCUUCGCUCCGUCACCGUUGAACUCAAUCGUCGACACCCCUAUAACACGGAGACUAUUGGCGAGCAAUUACUUGACAAUCUUCUCGAACGCGCAAAACUGCACCAGAUCAAACUGCGGGUUCCCAAGAGUAUUGCUACAUCAAGUGGCGUUCGCAAGCUCCUCCCUAUUCUAUCUGGACUUUCCGAGCUGGAGUAGAGCGCCAAAACCCAUUGCUUUCUGCGAGCACUUCAUAUCUUUUUCCGAUGUUCAAUCCUCAUCACGCCGUUCGCGGUGCGGGGCUAUCUUGCUGGCCCACAUGCCUCAUCCGUCCAGCCUGAAAGCGAUUGCCAUGUACAUGCUACACGUUGUGAGCGUAAUGAUGAUUAUUUAAUCC
Messenger RNA from Cantharellus anzutake, 1894 nucleotides. RefSeq lists its product as uncharacterized. The record is from RefSeq and is a predicted model, not a curated record. Bases 256 to 1716 code for a protein of 486 amino acids. The transcript is spliced from 3 exons. Lineage: Eukaryota; Fungi; Basidiomycota; Agaricomycetes; Cantharellales; Hydnaceae. Gene Ontology annotation, molecular function: protein binding.